AUGGAGGGUGAGGAUGGGCAAUCGAUCGAAAUCCGGCCACGGGCGACCGAAUUGAAGGACAAGGGGGUUGGGGAAGAGAGGAACCGGCGAGGCAAUCCGACGUGUGUCGCGCGAGACUGUCAAUUAGGUGAAUGGAAUCUUUUCCAGCCGCUGCGGAAACUGCAAUUGAUCGCGAAAGGAAGUGGUUGGAUAAUGAUCGCAAAGCGAGAGCCCGUUGAGUCGUCGGCGACGAUGACGGUUGGACCGGCGGCUAUUUGA
Molecule: messenger RNA, 258 nt
Organism: Penicillium cataractarum
Lineage: Eukaryota; Fungi; Ascomycota; Eurotiomycetes; Eurotiales; Aspergillaceae
Exons: 1
Coding region: 1-258 (85 amino acids)
Source: RefSeq, a predicted model, not a curated record